Paramecium sonneborni is the source of this 906-nucleotide messenger RNA. The record is from the annotation of a GenBank genome assembly. Lineage: Eukaryota; Ciliophora; Oligohymenophorea; Peniculida; Parameciidae.
AUGAAUUUAGAAGAAACUCUCCUUAUUCUUUUUGAAAGAACUUUAGAAUCUAAUAAAGAUGAUCAUUUACAAACCAUUUUAGCAAGUCAAGCUAAAAUUAUAUAAUAAAAAAAAGAAAAUGUCAAUCCUUCUUAAAUAUAGACAUCAGUAAUUUAGAAAAAACUUUAGGCGAUAGAAAAGAAUUUUAUUAGCUAAGAUGCUUUUAAAAAGAGAAGAAGGUCUAAAUAUGAUCAUCGUUCUAAUACAGGAUCAUAAUAAGAUAAUGAAGAAGUUCCAACUAUCAUUCUUGAUUAAGAUAAUCAAGAAAUAAAUAAUAAUCAAAAUAAUUUAUAAUAGCUAAAAACAGAAAAUUCAAAGUUAGAAAAUCAAAUUACUUAAUUAGAAUAUCAACAAAGAGAAAAAUACCUAAAAAAUUGUAGUGAAAUUGAAUAAAUUAACAGAGAAAAAUAAUUAUUAUUUGAAAAUGAUAAGAAACUCAACGAAAAGUAAAGAAAAUUAAAUUAACGAUAAUUAUUACUCUAAUAAAAAUAGAUCAAUCUAUAAAAAUAAGAAUAAAAUUAUUAAAUCUAAUAACAUAAUAUAGAUGAAUGCUAAUAGGAAUAAUCUAAUUAUGUAAAUUUAUAUCUAAUUCAAUAGGAAAAUCAAUUAAAUAAUAGAAGAGAUGAAAUGGAAAAACUUCAAAUCAAAUUGAAUAGCUAUGUAUCUCAAUUACUAAGUUUACAAAGAAGCAAAAAUAAAGUCUAGUGUUAGUUAAAUGUAUAAAUUGAUGCAGUUGAAUAAUUGGCUUAAUUUAUUUUAAAGGAACGUUCUAAAUUACAAUAAGAAUAGCAAUACAUAAGAUAAUUCAAGGAAAGAGUUUUAGAAGAAAAGAAACAAGUACUUUAAAUGAAAGAGUAGAUUUCAUGA